UACUGCAUCAACGCAGUUGUGAUGGUGAAGUUCUUGGAAAGCGACCUGGACCAACUUUCGGUCGAGUUUAACUUGGCGACAUCAGACUCAAGUUAUCACUCCUCUUUUUCUUAGACUGCUUUUUGUGAGGGAACAUGGAUGCCGGUGGCAACCUAAUCAAUCAUGCUCUGGAGCUGCGACAUGUGACCGAAAAUCCAUAAAGAAGGAACGGUCUUCCGAUGAAACUCUUAUCUUGGCCAAUUAUAUCUCAGGUCAUGUGUCCUCGUCAUAAGUGUCAUCACCGAGAAUGCGAUAUUCAAGUACUGGCUUCACGGAACUACCUUGCUUGAUUGCACCUUAUCAUCCUGAGUCCUACCAGCACCAUGUCAGACCUUCCCUCCGCCAUCCACCCCGACAUUCUUCCCCGCCUCGACCCUGAAUACGUCGCGUUCCAUAAUAUCCAUCUAGCCCACCGCGUGCCCCCGCACACGAUCCCCUGGCAUCCGGAUAUCAGGAAGGCACCCUACAUCCCAGGUGGCUCGCCUAUUAGGACAGUCGGGGCUGUCAAAGAUAUCAGUCUGCAGAACUGCAAGAUUCGGGCUUUCAUACCUGAAGGAACUCCUCCUGCAGAAGGGUGGCCGGUGUUGUUAUAUAUCCAUGGAGGUGGAUGGACGCUUGGGAGUAUCGAUACUUUGAACUCAUUCAUAUCUCGCCAAUGCAAAGAUAACAACUGCGUUUCGGUGGCUCUGGACUAUCGCUUGGCUCCUGAGGACCCAUAUCCUGCAGCGGUCGAGGACACGGUUGAUGCGUUGAAAUUCAUUUACUACAACGGGAAGGCAGAGUUCAACGCGAAUGUGAACAAAAUCGCGGUUGGAGGGUCAUCCAGCGGCGGCAAUUUAGCUGCAAUCGCAUGUCUCAAGGCGCAAGAACUCACGCCUCCCAUCCCCAUCAUCUUCCAGCUGUUGAUUGUGCCUGUGACUGACAACACGGCAUCCGUCACCGACGAGAGAUAUCCGUCUUGGAAAGAGUGCCAGAACACCGUUUGGCUGUGCGAAGGGCGGAUGAUGUGGUUCCGCAACAUGUACCUUCCUGACCCUGCGACCUGGGCAGAGCCAGACAACUCGCCUAUCUUCGCGUCGGAUGCUUUGCUUGCCAAGGUCCCGCCUGCAUUCGUUAGCGUCUGCGAACUUGAUAUUCUGCGAGAUGAAGGGCUUGCGUAUGGCGAGAAGUUGAAGUCGCUUGGGGUGAAGGUAGAGGCAAAGGUUUACCCAGGAGCACCGCAUCAGAUUCUUGGGAUGGAUGCUGCGCUGAAAGUUGGGAAGCAGCAGGCUGACGACGCCAUCAAGGCUGUGGGAGAUGCUUUCAACGCGGCAUAGGUAUUGAUAUGGAUGUUACAGAGAAUAGUGGUGGAUUGUGUACGAUUACACUGAAUGCGAAGACAUGCAAGGGCCGCAGUUAUAUUAUAAGACAGCCUUGUCAUUGUCUUUCGGAAAGAUGGUUUGUU
Suillus fuscotomentosus is the source of this 1483-nucleotide messenger RNA. RefSeq names its product Alpha/Beta hydrolase protein. The transcript is spliced from 7 exons. Lineage: Eukaryota; Fungi; Basidiomycota; Agaricomycetes; Boletales; Suillaceae. Gene Ontology annotation, molecular function: hydrolase activity. The coding region runs from base 363 to 1355 and encodes 330 amino acids. The record is from RefSeq and is a predicted model, not a curated record.